This is a messenger RNA of Trichobilharzia szidati, 1142 nucleotides long. NCBI's taxonomy places the organism in Eukaryota, Metazoa, Platyhelminthes, Trematoda, Strigeidida, Schistosomatidae. The record is from the annotation of a GenBank genome assembly.
AUAAAGCAGGGUCACGUUGUACAUUAGAAGCUUGUUUUAGUUCUUCAGGUCAUGGUUAUAUUAUGCGCAAAUAUUUGAAAUGUCUGAAAAUGCUGCUUUUCUAACAAACAGAGAUGGGAUUCCUAUCAGUGCUGAAACUUGGAAAUCAAUGUUUGAGUUUUGUCUCAGAACAAACAAAGUGUGUGAGAAGGAAAUAACCGACUUGUUGGAAUCUUUUCAGAGUCGUGAAUUUCAAAAAGUCCCUGUAAAUGAUUAUUAACUUCUCUCUAUUUCUCAAGCAACCCUUGUUCAGAAUAAAUAAGACUGAAACACCUGAAGACUAUAUGGAAAAGGUUCAGUGCUAUCUAAAUAAACUUGGAUAUAAUUAUACUGGUAUGCAAUUUUUUCCAAUCAAUCGAAACGCACCAAUUGAAAGACUUAGAGAAGUUGUAAAAGUGAUGAUAAAAGCUGCACUACCAAUUAAAUGUUUAGAAGCUACUAUAUUAUCUAUAUUUCUUACACAAGGACAAGAAUAUUUCAAACGAUUUACUAUAUCCUUUGUAUCAGAAUUCAAUGGGAAUAUAUUCAGACAUGUUGUGUUAGGAAUAUGCUCAGUUAACAGUGUAUUCGGUGCACUGGGUUUAAGUAGACGUAAAGAUUUGAUGUACAAACCGUUAAAAUAUCCAAGUUUAUCUUCAUUGAUUAAUGAUUUUGUGAACGCUUAUCGUGGUCAUCAUCAUAAAUUGAUCAAGGUGAAAAUCGGUAUACCUAUACCGCAUAGGCCAUAUCUACUAGAAAGAAUUCAUUGGAAGGGUAUAAGUAUUUCAUUCAGGAAAGGAUAUUGUACAAAUGAGAUCAAUACUAUGCUGGAUCGAUAUUCACGUUUUUUGCGAGGUUCUACUGACGUGAUAAUUAAAAGGAAUCUACCAGCACUUUUACCAAAAAUAUCUCCUGGUUCUUGUGCAACAGCAACAAAAGGACAACAACCAACUACAUAUAAUAAAGUUAUACGUUUAAAUAUGGUUCGAAAUAAAACUGAUUAUGUGACGCCAUCAUUGACAAAUCCAGCAAACAAAUGGAUCUGUAUUUCAAAUUCACCGUUAACUACUUCAAUAUCUGAAAGGAAUCCUAUUUUAAUGAAUUCUUAUCAGAUACGGAUAUGA